Triplophysa dalaica is the source of this 5139-nucleotide messenger RNA. RefSeq names its product estrogen-related receptor gamma a (gene esrrga). NCBI's taxonomy places the organism in Eukaryota, Metazoa, Chordata, Actinopteri, Cypriniformes, Nemacheilidae. Gene Ontology annotation, cellular component: nucleus. The coding region runs from base 212 to 1681 and encodes 489 amino acids. The transcript has 8 exons. Gene Ontology annotation, molecular function: zinc ion binding; DNA-binding transcription factor activity; steroid binding. Gene Ontology annotation, biological process: regulation of DNA-templated transcription. The record is from RefSeq and is a predicted model, not a curated record.
AUAGGCUGUCACCGGGAGAACGGUCCUGAUAAUUGCACUGCUCAGUCACGGAAAGGAGAGAGAGAGCCGGAGGAGAUACACAGAGAGAGAAAGAGAGAAAAACUUUCAUUCCUAGAAGAGCUUUGCUUAAAUGAUGAUCUCAGAGAACACAUGGAUUCGGUAGAACUUUCUCUUCCCGAGUGUUUUUCCCUACACUCUGAACAACAGUAGAAUGAAUUUAUCAAAGGCCCAAGUUAAUAGCGAAGAUAAGUACGCCAAAUGCGGCGCGUGGAGAACACAACAGCAAUACGACAUCGAAGCCAGUCACAUGCGUGAUGCACAUGCUCUAUAUAACCAAAGGCUGCUCUGCAGAAUGUCCAGCAAGGACCGCCACAUUGAGUCGAGUUGCCCCUCCUACAUCAAGACGGAACCUUCCAGCCCCGCCUCACUGACAGACAGCGUAAAUCACCACAGCCCCGGCGGCUCUUCAGACGCCAGCGGUAGCUACAGCUCAACAAUGAACGGCCAUCAGAACGGUUUGGACUCGCCCACUCUUUACGGCCCAACAGGUGCACUGGGCCCCAACGGGGCCGGAGCCAAACGCUAUGAGGACUGUUCCAGCACCAUCGCAGAGGACUCACAGAUCAAAUGCGAGUACAUGCUCAACUCUAUGCCCAAGCGUCUGUGUCUGGUGUGUGGGGAUAUCGCGUCUGGCUACCACUACGGCGUUGCCUCCUGCGAGGCCUGCAAGGCCUUUUUCAAGAGGACCAUUCAAGGAAACAUCGAGUACAGCUGCCCGGCCACCAAUGAAUGUGAGAUCACCAAACGCAGAAGGAAGUCCUGCCAAGCCUGCCGCUUUAUGAAGUGUCUGACUGUUGGCAUGAUGCGAGAAGGCGUUCGACUGGAUCGUGUGCGCGGAGGCAGACAGAAGUAUAAACGCCGAAUAGAUGCAGAAAACAGCCCCUACCUGAACCCUCAGCUUACUUUGCCAGCUAAAAAGCCUUUCCCCUUUGGCUGCCUUGCAGAUAACAAGAUUGUGUCUCACUUGCUGGUGGCGGAGCCUGAGAAGAUCUACGCCAUGCCUGACCCCACCGUGCCCGACAGCGACAUCAAAGCCCUGACCACGCUCUGUGACCUCGCCGACAGGGAACUGGUGGUCAACAUUGGCUGGGCCAAGCAUAUCCCAGGGUUUUCCACGCUGUCGCUGGCGGACCAGAUGAGUCUUCUGCAGAGCGCGUGGAUGGAGAUCUUGAUCUUGCGCGUGGUCUACCGCUCGCUCUCUUUCGAGGACAAGCUGGUCUACGCUGAGGACUACAUUAUGGAUGAGGACCAGUCCAAGCUGGCCGGCCUGCUGGACCUAAACAAUGCAAUUCUGCAGCUAGUGAAGAAAUACAAGGCCAUGAAGCUGGAGAAGGAGGAGUUUGUCACUCUUAAAGCUAUAGCGCUCGCUAACUCAGAUUCCAUGCAUAUAGAAGACGUGGAAGCUGUGCAGAAGCUCCAGGACGUGUUGCACGAGGCCCUGCAGGACUUUGAGGCGGGCCAGCACCCAGAGGACCCGCGCCGGGCCGGCAAGCUGCUCAUGACCCUUCCACUGCUCCGGCAAACGUCCACCAAGGCCGUGCAGCACUUCUACAGCAUCAAACAGGAUGGCAAAGUGCCCAUGCACAAACUGUUUCUGGAGCUGCUGGAGGCCAAGGUGUAACUCCGCCCCAACGUCGGCAAAGCGUUAAACCGAGCAAGCCGGAGGGGUACGUCACUGACUCCGCCCCUUCACCCGGGCAGACAAUGACUCUCCACCACUAUUUGUGAAAUCUUUGUCUAUAAACGUUAUCAAAUAAUAACUUAAAACAUAACCAUAAUGGUACUUCUAAUUACUGACGAUGAUACGUAAAUAUAAGAAUGAUUUACUAAUGUGAUUAUUGAGAAAAAUAUGAAAUGGAAAAAAACGACUGCUUUCAUUAUGUAGCAGUGGGACUUUAAACCAGCUGUCGACUUGGUUCUUCUCGAAAAUCCGAUGCUGAGUUUUUUUUGUGCUAUAGACAUUUCGUUGCUUUUUAAAAGAGAAAUUCUGGAGCCGAGAACGACCAGCCCUGCCAAAGGAAGGAGGUCCACCCAGUGGACACCAGCAAGCUAAACUUUCCCCAGACUUUACCGUCCAGCUUCCAUUUUGCUGAAGGAUUCUAGGAAUUUCCCUCUGUACCAUAAGACCCGCAGCAUAGUGACUAUGUGCAGUAUUACAUCUGAGGUCCUCGGAGCAGUUUAACACAACUAUAGCCAAACAGAGAUUUUGACGUCUUUGAAAAAGCUGCUCCUCACCAUUAUUUCACCAUGUGGUAUGAUCAUGUCCCUUGUUGUUUUCUUUCAAGUCUUCCAAACCCUUCGAGCCUCUUUUAACGGUUUCAUUGUUUGAUCUUUUCAGGGAAUAGCCUAAUGCUUUAUUCUUUCAUGCAAUAGAAAGGUGAAUUUGCAGCGGUGAAGGAACAGACUAAUUUAUUUAUUGAUUUUAUUUCAGGAAGUUUUAUUUGAGUUUAUUUUUAAUGUACUGGAGGAUGUAAAUAUAUGGUAUGGUCAUCAAACACUAUAUUUCUUCAUAUAAUGUUAAUAAUUGAACUUUACGUUUUUCUAUCGACCACCAUGUUUCGUAAUUACGAACCAUGAAGACUAAAACCUGCUCUCUUCUCUAAGCAAUAGAUGUUUAAAAAGCGGAGAUGUAAAUGUAUGCAAAUUUCCUUUCUUAGUGCCACACUGAAUUUCCAGACGCUUUCGCUUUUCUGUCUGUGUUUGUCAUAAGAUGAUAGAUUACAUACAUGAUAUGGCCAGAAGGACCGUAACCAUUAUCUCCAAUAAAAUAUUAUAAAUGCAUAUAUAGAUAUAUAUAUAUUAUCUUCAGCCUCUAAAUUCUACUGACCUUAUUUCAAACUGAAGCAGCAUUUGAACUUUGUUAAGCAAAAUAGCACUUAGGGAAGAUAUCUCUACAAACAGAUGGAGAAACAACGUAGGUUUAGUUUCAAGACGGUCCUGAGAUAUCAUAAUGUGAUGUAAUCUUCUUCAAAAUGACAUCUAUAGCAGACAGGCUAAAUAUCAAAGCAAGCAAUCCACAGCCUUCAUCAGAAAUAUGUCAGUAUUAGUAUGGGGUAUUUUCUGAAUAUUCUUAAGCAUUGUAUAUUGUAAAUUAACAGAUUAUAAAUCUAACCUAAGACAUUUUAUUGGAACAGAUCAAAGAAAAAAGAAUGAAAAUGAAAAAAAAAUGUAGUUCAGCUUCUUGGUGUUUCAUGUCUGCUGUGUUUUUCUGAAACAUCUGUUUUUCCCCCUUCCUCCGUCACAAAUAUGUAGUGUACUACCCGUGGACAUCACAGGUCUCGCUGUUCAGUAUGCUUUUAUUUAUUUGAUUACUAUUAUUUUGUUUUGUCUUCUAUUUUUUGAGACAGGGAUUCGAAUUGGAGACUAUAAUGGAUGUAUGAGUCCUCAGGAGCAAAGGAUUGUGGGUUCUCAAAUUACUUUCCAGGAAAAAAAUUAAAAACCUGAAAAAAGACUCUUCUUAGUUACUGCUAGAUCAAUGAUCAAUAUAAUCAAUGCUGAUAUAUAAGUAAAUAACAGAUAUUUAAAAGGCGGUACAAUAUAUGUCCAAGAGACCAUCUGUGUGAUUCCUAUCUCGUUGACUAACAUUGUGUAUCAUAGGUUACAAUGAAAAAUAUGCUUUCAAAAUAGUACUGUUUUUCAUAAUUUCCCUUUUGGUCCCGUUCUUUUUGUCCUUUUUCUUGAACAAAAUGCUGUACAUAGGGCCUUCCAUGCUGAACUCCAUUGGUAAAUGUAUUGACACUUUAAGGUUGCAAAGGGAAGAAACAUUUUUGUUUGUUUUGGUGUAAGAUCAGUUUUCAAAACUAUCACUUUGACUCUGUGUGCUUAAUAAAAAUGAAGAAAAAAGAUGAAAGGACAGAUCGUUUUUUAAGUAAAACGGGGAUGGCGGUUUGGUUUUCUUCACAGUCUUGUUCUAUAAAUGCACUGUAUCUACCAUUAAACUCUAAAUAGAUUGUGCUUUGGAAAGGUUAGUGUAAUGUGAUUCUAGAUUUUAUUGCUCAUGGCAAAACUUAUCAAAUGGUCAAAACAUGGGCUUGGGGGUCUUGCUGUUGAGAAAAUAUUGGCACUUUCAAUUUUUUAUGUGGACGUUUUUUGGGUAAAAGAGGUGCUGUAAUUUUUUUUGUUGCUAUUGUUGUUAUUUUGUGUUACAAUAUAAAUCACAAUUGAAAUGAAGUGAAUCUAGUCUGUCAUCUACGACUUCAAAUAAGCUUUAUAAUUCAUUUGAGUUUUGUAAGACUUCAUUACAGUGAAUGGUCCUGAUCUUGAAGAUUGUCAUUUUUGAAGUUAUUCCAACACUGUCAGUGCACAAAAGGAAAAACAAUGCAAAACUUUUAUGAUGGGUAUCAUGUAAUUUUGAACAAAAGGGUACAGACACCUAUCAAACCAUUUAGAGACAAUUUUACUGUGUCUUUCAACACCCUCAUCUAUCCAGCAUACAAAUUUAGAUGUAACCAUGACGACAUUUAGAGCUAUUUUCCUAUUAAUCCUGUAAGACGAAACAACAUGCAGUUGUGAAGUUUAUGAUUCAAUUAGAUGAAAAUCCAGCAUCUAUUGGACUCUUUUGCAAAUUAUAGGAUAAUAGAAUUAAAAAUAAAAUGUACAAACAGCUGCUAUUUUUCAAUGUUAAAGAGGUUAUAGAUAUCGGUUGUAUUUAUUCAUGUAUAUCGACAUGUCUGCCAAAUGUAUCUAGACUUCUUGGCAGUCUACCACGGAAACGUAGGCCACUGAGGGAAAGGCUUUGAUCCAGAAAAAUGAAAGGGAAAGAACAUUUGUAAAGCUUAAUAUGAUUUUUUCAGCCCAGGAGUUGCUGAUACAACCUGUAGUGAGAACCAUGUCUGUAGUUUUUAGAUGUGCUCCACAUCGGUAAAACUAAUAACUGUAUAUUUUUGUGAUGUGCAUCAUUACAGUGUGCUCCAAACGAUAUGUCCAUUUGUGUAAAUGUAUUUAUUUUACAUUGUAUAUAUUGUUCAAUGCAAAAAGAGAGACCUAUGAUUCUGUAUCUACGAUCAGUUCAGAUGUGUAACUCCAAUUAUGCCUUUCAGGAUAAUAGUAGAGCAAUAUUAAACAUGCUUCCAGUUUUGA